This is a messenger RNA of Enterobius vermicularis (human pinworm), 879 nucleotides long. NCBI's taxonomy places the organism in Eukaryota, Metazoa, Nematoda, Chromadorea, Rhabditida, Oxyuridae. The record is from the annotation of a GenBank genome assembly.
AUGAGAGUUGCAGCAAAUCUUUCAACUAUGUUUCAAAAAGUUGAACUGCUGAAAAGAUAUGAAAAAGCAGCUUCACUGGGAUUCAAAUGCGUUGAAGUUUCAUUCCCUUACUCGGUUUCUGCAGAAGAACUGCGGAGCGAGGCUGACAGAUAUCAUCUGCAACAUAUCUUGAUUAAUGCCCCUACAGGAGAUAUGAACAAAGGAUUUCGAGGGAUUGCAUGUUUGGCUGAGCAUAAAGCUGAAUUUGCGGAAAGUAUUGAGACGGCUGUUCGUUAUGCAAACACCCUUGGAUGUAAAAAGAUUCAUGUAAUGGCAGGAAUUGCCAAAUUCAAUGAAACUACAAGGGGACUUUAUGUAGAGAAUUUAUGUUUGGCGGCAGAAAGAUUUGCGAAAGACGGCAUACUAUGUCUUAUAGAGCCAAUCAACCCUGUGACUAUGCCAGGAUACUUUUUGCACAAUUACGAUGAUGCUGUAGCAAUCAUCGAAGAGAUAAACAAGCCGAAUUUGAAGAUUAUGCUGGUAAGAUUACUGGUAUUUAUUUUUAAAAUUGUGCCAAAGGUUGCAAUUAAAUUGUGUAUAGCUUUAAGUCAUAUAAUGAUUGACAGGGUCUAUACAACUUUUAAGGACGUUUUUCACGCCCAGCAAAUAUGCGGAAACUUAGGCUACACAAUAAAAACUCUUCGUGAACGAAUAGGCCACAUCCAAGUAGCCCAAGUUCCAGAACGUCAUGAACCUGAUACUGAUGGAGAGAUCAAUUAUGAUUAUGUAUUUCGAAUAUUGAAAGAAUGUGGAAGUUGGGAUAUUGGUUGCGAAUACAUGGAAACCAGUAGUACAGAAGAUUCACUACGAUGGGUACAAAAAUUUAAUUUAUGUUUUUAG